AUGAGCAGCCCAAGUCUUUUUAUUUUUAUGAUAAUUUCCUCAAGGUUUCCUGAAGAAGAUGAGAGAAAUUCUGUCGAUCAUAACAUGGGCUUUUGUGAUCCCAUCACUAUUAUACAUAAUUUUUCUCAGGAAAAAAAACCCAGAAAGAAAAUACAAAUUCCCACCAGGAAGGAGAGGUUGGCCUUUAAUUGGUGAUAGCUUACAGUGGUAUAAAGCAGUGGCAGGUUCUUAUCCUCCAGAAUUUGUUUAUCAACAGGUGAAUAGAUUUGGGAAAAUAUUCUCUUGCAGUUUGUUUGGCAGAUGGGUUGUGGUUUCUGCAGACCCAAAUUUCAAUAGAUUUAUAAUGCAAAAUGAAGGCAAACUGUUUGAAUCAAGUUACCCAAAAUCAUUUCGUGAUUUGGUUGGUAAAAAUGGUGUGAUUACUCUACAAGGAGAUCGACAGAGGAAACUUCAUGGGAUUGCUUCUAAUAUCAUGCGUUUAGAUAAGCUCAAAUUCCAUUUCUUAGAUGAUAUUCAAUUGGUUAUUCUUCAAACUCUCAAGUUCCAUGACAACCAAAUCAUUUUUCUUCAAGAUGUUUGCAGAAAGAUUGCAAUCAAUCUAAUGGUUAAUCAACUGCUGGGUGUAUCAACUGAAUCAGAGAUUAUUGAGAUGGCUCAAUUAUUCUCUGAUUUUGCUGAUGGCUGUUUGUCUAUUCCUAUCAACUUGCCUGGUUGCACUUACCAUACUGCUAUGAAGGCAAGAGAAAAUAUCAUAAGGAAGAUAAAAAAGACAAUAGAGAAACACAGAGGAAGUAGAAGCAAAGCUGGAAAUGGAAACGGUGUGUUGGGAAGGAUAUUGAAUGAAGAAAAUUUGGGAGAUGAAGAAGUAGCUGAUUUCAUUAUCAAUCUUCUCUUUGCUGGGAAUGAAACCACUGCGAAGACUAUGCUUUUUGCUGUUUAUUUCUUGUCUCACUGUCCUUCUGCACUCCAACAACUCCUGGAUGAACAGGAUAAGCUCCGGAAGAACCCUAUGGGAAAUGAAUUCCUUACUUGGGAAGACUACAAAAAUAUGUCUUUCACUCAGUGUGUUAUUGAUGAAACACUUCGAAUUGGGGGAAUUGCAAUCUGGUUAAUGAGGGUGGCAAAAGAGGACGUUAUAUACCAGGAGUAUAUGAUUCCAAAAGGACGGGCAGUGAUUCCAUUUCUUUCGGCCGUUCAUUUGGACGAAAAUUUGUACAAAGGAGCUUUAAAUUUCGACCCAUGGAGAUGGAUGGACCCACAAUAUCAGGAAAAAAGAAACUGGAGAAGUAGCCAAUUCUAUUCUCCCUUUGGAGGAGGUGGUCGGUUUUGUCCUGGAGCAGAGUUAGCUCGCCUCCAAAUUGCUCUCUUUCUCCACUACUUCCUCACUACAUACAGGUGGACACAGCUUAAAGAAGAUAAAUUAUCAUUCUUUCCCUCUGCUCGGCUGGUGAAUGGCUUUCAAAUUGGUUUGAUGAGGAGAGAAUCUCACUUUGAAAAUGGAGCAUCAGAAUGCAACUGACUUUUAACCUCAACCUCAUUGUAACAUAAAUAACAUUUCUAUUUAUUUUCCUUUU
This is a messenger RNA of Manihot esculenta (cassava), 1574 nucleotides long. Its product is annotated as abietadienol/abietadienal oxidase. The record is from RefSeq and is a predicted model, not a curated record. Gene Ontology annotation, biological process: multicellular organism development; sterol metabolic process; brassinosteroid homeostasis. The transcript is spliced from 8 exons. NCBI's taxonomy places the organism in Eukaryota, Viridiplantae, Streptophyta, Magnoliopsida, Malpighiales, Euphorbiaceae. Gene Ontology annotation, molecular function: iron ion binding; heme binding; monooxygenase activity. Bases 59 to 1519 code for a protein of 486 amino acids.